CCCUUCUCCCUGUAUAGCUCCCCUUUGGCCAAGUCAUUCAAAGGCACGGAAUGUCCUUACAUUGCUACGCAGACGAUACACAACUCUAUCUCCCCCUGAAGCCCAACAACCGAUCAAAUCUGCUUAACCUUAUCCACUGCCUCGAGGAUAUAAAGUGUUGGAUGGCCAAGAACUUCCUCCAUCUAAACGAGAGUAAGUCUGAGGUCAUCCUUCUCGGCCCCUCGGACUCAAUCAAAAAUAUAGCAGGAAGCAUUGGAAGCGUUACCCCAUUACUCAAACCCCACGUCAAAAACCUUGGCGUGAUAUUUGACUCAGCAUUGAAAUUUGACAAACAAGUCAAUGCCGUGGUAAAAGCUAGCUUCUUCCAGCUUCGGAAGAUAGCUAAAAUAAAACAAUUCCUCCAGUUUGAUGCCCUCGAAAAGAUCAUCCACACAUUUAUCUCCUCCCGCCUAGAUUACUGCAACUCCCUUUACAUUGGCAUCAGCCAAUCUUCCCUGUCCCGCUUGCAACUGGUCCAAAACGCCCCAGCGAGACUCCUGACGGGCACCCGAAAAAGGGACCACAUCACCCCGAUCCUGGCCUCUCUCCACUGGCUCCCUGUGCAGUUCCGAAUAAAUUUCAAGAUCCUUCUUUAUGUUUACAAAGCCCUUAACGGGCUUGCCCCCACAUACAUCAAAAGUCUGCUUACCCACCACACCACCUCCAGGUCCCUCAGAUCGGCCGACUUGGGGUUACUGAACAUCCCGCGGUCUAGGCAUAAGCUCAGGGGCGACCGAGCCUUUGCGGUUGCAGCUCCUAGACUGUGGAACAGCAUCCCUCUUCCCAUCAGAACUGCCCCCUCCAUCAACUCUUUUAAGUCGAGACUUAAAACUCAUCUUUACUCUCAAGCCUUUCUUGACAUCCUCUGAGGGAGGGCUAUAUGUAUGUAUUUAUGUAUGUACUUAAUCUAUGAACCAAUGUUGUAUAUCGUUAGUACCUCCACCAAUGUAAAGCACUUUGGUCAACGAGAGUUGUUUUUUAAAUGUGCUAUAGAAAUAAAAAUGACUUGA
Messenger RNA from Leucoraja erinaceus (little skate), 1049 nucleotides. RefSeq lists its product as uncharacterized. The transcript has a single exon. The record is from RefSeq and is a predicted model, not a curated record. The coding region runs from base 51 to 908 and encodes 285 amino acids. NCBI's taxonomy places the organism in Eukaryota, Metazoa, Chordata, Chondrichthyes, Rajiformes, Rajidae.